AUGGAAACACAUAUAAGUACGCACUCAACUGGUCAAUUGGCCGCCUCGUUUGCCGUCAUCCCUGUGAAUCCAGGUGAUCUGAAGAUUCCCGUCUUCAAUCUCUCGCACUAUGCGACUUCGGAGCAUCGAGUUCGAUGUUUCUGUCCCGAGUGCGGUGCUAAUGUCAUGGAUUUCGAGCAGUCCGAUGGGAUGUGGCGCAUCUGUACGGGUAUCAUGGAUGAGACCCAGGGUCUGUUGAAAAGAGACCAGAUAUGGCUCGAGGAUACGUUGGAUGGAGGGCAGGCGCUGUGGUUGGAGGGUAUUGGCGAAAGAUUUAUGGUUGGGAACGGAUCAGAGGUCGUGCAGCAAAAUCAUGCAAUCUUCAAAGCCCCGAAUCCGGUGUCGCCAAUCAUGUCGGAGGAGCGCCUGCUUGGUCGCUGCCACUGUGGAGAGGUCGAAUUCGGCGUCGGAGCUCCCCCUACUGGUGAGCGAUAUGAUGCAGGAAUUGAUACAUGCACUUCUUGUCGUCUCACCACAGGAUUCGAGCUUACUGCUUGGACUUCCGUACCCUUGGAAAAGGUUCAGAUGACAUCUGGGGCACCACUUAAUCUGUCUAUGAAUAGUCUCAAGAGAUAUUCCAGCAGUCUGGGAGUGCAGCGAUAUUUCUGUGAACAUUGUGGGGCAACCAUUUUCGUGGGCAAGGAUGAUCAAAGCUGGAUUGAUAUUGCUGUGGGCCUGUUUAGGGCAGAUGAAGGGGCUCGAGCUGAAAGAUGGCUGAAGUGGAAUGAAGUUGGUUUUCCUGAUGAAGCCACAGACCAAAACCUUAUCACGACCCUCAGGAAGGGAUUGAAAGCAUGA
This is a messenger RNA of Exophiala bonariae, 837 nucleotides long. RefSeq lists its product as uncharacterized. The coding region runs from base 1 to 837 and encodes 278 amino acids. The transcript is spliced from 2 exons. Gene Ontology annotation, molecular function: carbon-sulfur lyase activity. Lineage: Eukaryota; Fungi; Ascomycota; Eurotiomycetes; Chaetothyriales; Herpotrichiellaceae. The record is from RefSeq and is a predicted model, not a curated record.